Molecule: messenger RNA, 687 nt
Organism: Nylanderia fulva
Lineage: Eukaryota; Metazoa; Arthropoda; Insecta; Hymenoptera; Formicidae
Product: waprin-like protein
Cellular component (GO): extracellular region
Molecular function (GO): peptidase inhibitor activity
Source: RefSeq, a predicted model, not a curated record
GAGGUGGAAAGUGUUUAAAGGCGGACGUUGUUAUCGUUGUGCGUUUAGAAGUAUUCGAGAACAGCUCAUAAAAUGAAACGAAGUUUAUUAUUUUCAACCGUGGUGCUGAUGCUGCUAGUUGUCAGCACCUUUGCUCAAUUUCAUAAAAGCGGCAACUGUCCACUGAGAAAUUCAGUGACCAAUUGCACCCCUAGAUGCAUGGGCGACGCACAAUGUUCUUUCAAUCAAAAAUGUUGCCCGAAUAAAUGCGGUUCCACAUCGUGCGCCCAAUCGAGCGCUGUAAACACCGGCGCCGAUGGAGGAUAUAAGGGUUCGAGCAAUCAAAAUCAACAAGCCGUUUACUGCAACGGAGUGAAGUGCGCUCCGUAUGAAAAGUGUCAGUACGACCGCGACGCCAGGCGUGAGAAAUGCACGCGCGGCUAAAAACAACAUAAAUAAAAAGUAUAGUGAUAUAUAUGUAUCUCAAGUAUAUCUAUGGUAUAUGGUGUACAUCUUUUUUCAUAUCUAUGUGAUUUUAAUUCAUGAUCCAAUUAACUUUCCCUGAAAAACGAUUUUCUAAAGUUAAAACUACUAAUAGACCAGAAAAAAUACUGUAUAUGCAUCUAAAUGCAAUUAUAAUCCAUGUGAAAAAUAAAAAUUGAAAGCCCUGCUGAGUCCCCGAUAAAAUAAAGAUUCUUUAUAAUUAUU